AUGAUCACAACCUAUUUAACGUCGAUCAAAGUCGCCUUCAACCCCUUCCAGGCUACUUCGAGGGUGCCUAGGUUGUUCCUCAAUCUUCUGCCGCCGGAAGCGCACAAGACCAUCAAGAUCAGCGCAAUACAAUAUCCUCGUACAUCAAAGGCGCCGGCCCUGCUGGAACUAGGGUUGAAGGAUGGCAAGACGAUGAACUAUACAUGGGAAGCUGAAGCUUCGGGGGCGGAUGGCAAGGCUCAGAAGACGAAAAGAGCUGGGUUGAAAGAUAUUGUCGAAGAAGUAAACAGGCAUGCGAGAGGAUUGGCCAGGAAAGAAGAGUUAACCGGUUGA
This is a messenger RNA of Capronia coronata CBS 617.96, 333 nucleotides long. RefSeq lists its product as uncharacterized. Gene Ontology annotation, molecular function: structural constituent of ribosome. Gene Ontology annotation, cellular component: mitochondrial large ribosomal subunit. The record is from RefSeq and is a predicted model, not a curated record. The transcript has a single exon. The coding region runs from base 1 to 333 and encodes 110 amino acids. Lineage: Eukaryota; Fungi; Ascomycota; Eurotiomycetes; Chaetothyriales; Herpotrichiellaceae.